AAGCGAUCGUAGUCUAUUUUUAUUUUGAUCCCGUGGUCUCCAGCAGCGGCAGACUGUAAACAACGUGUAUUGUGUAGCUACUUGGUGUUAUCGGACCACAGUCCACAGCUCAAAGAAUAAUGAAAUAACACCCUGAUAAAUACAGCGAAAUUAUUUGUUGCCACGGUUGAAAUUAUUUGGUGUGACAGCGACUCUUUAACAUGGCUGAACCAAGUACCAAAAGAUUAAAAACUAAUCUUCCUGUCUGCAAGACCCACCGAGCUUGUGUCGGCAGCAAAGUGAAGCAGAAUCUCACCUCGGCUGUGGAGGAGAGUUUGUGUGGCGUGUCGACAUUGCUUCUCGAAGUCGCAUACAGGCUGGAGGCGCUGUCCCAGAUAUUUGAGCAGGAUGACGUUGCCCUGCCAAGAGUGGCAGCGUUCUUCCAUCAGGAGUCGGGGAAGGAGCAGGAACAGGCUGAGGCCAUGAUGGACUACCUGUGUGAACGCGGAGGACAGUACUGCAACAAAGACAUCCAGAAGCAGGGCUCUGAGCAGGUGUGUCCCUGUGUGUUCCAGAAGCAGGGCUCUGAGCAGAAGCCCGGCUGUGAGCAGGUGUGUGCAGUGCUGCCAGCUCUGGAGCUGCUGCUGGCCCAGUGGAAGGAUGAGAUGUGCGUCCUGGUGGACCUGAGCCUGCUGGCACGGCAGAACAGCGACCCGCACUCCGCCAGCGUGGUGAAGAGCCGCUUCCUGGGGCCCCUGGUUGCCCGGGUCAAGCUGCUUGGAGACCUCCUCACCAAUGCCCGCAGGCUGGGCUGUGGGGCUGUGGGGACCCUCGGGGAAUACCUCAUAGACCAGCUGCAGGAGGAGCUGACCAGCGCCGGGGUCGCUUAAAACCCUCGCAGGUCCCACGUGUGUUUGUGAGAAACCCCUCUGGUGACUGGGAGCAGGGGCGGAGCGUCGUCUGCAAGUGGGGGGGGGGGGGGGGGGGGG
Molecule: messenger RNA, 968 nt
Organism: Hypomesus transpacificus
Lineage: Eukaryota; Metazoa; Chordata; Actinopteri; Osmeriformes; Osmeridae
Product: Ferritin light chain, oocyte isoform-like
Exons: 4
Coding region: 201-869 (222 amino acids)
Biological process (GO): iron ion transport; intracellular iron ion homeostasis
Cellular component (GO): cytoplasm
Molecular function (GO): ferric iron binding; ferrous iron binding
Source: RefSeq, a predicted model, not a curated record